Molecule: messenger RNA, 415 nt
Organism: Myotis brandtii (Brandt's bat)
Lineage: Eukaryota; Metazoa; Chordata; Mammalia; Chiroptera; Vespertilionidae
Product: 60S ribosomal protein L36
Exons: 1
Coding region: 26-367 (113 amino acids)
Biological process (GO): cytoplasmic translation
Cellular component (GO): cytosolic large ribosomal subunit; ribosome
Molecular function (GO): structural constituent of ribosome
Source: RefSeq, a predicted model, not a curated record
CCAUCCGUACCCCAGGGCCUCCACCAUGGCUCUGCGCUACCCCAUGGCCGUGGGCCUCAACAAGGGCCACAAGGUGACCAAGAACGUGAGCAAGCCGAGGCACCGCCGCCGCGGCGGGCGCCUCACCAAGCACACCAAGUUCGUUCGGGACAUGAUCCGAGAGGUGUGUGGCUUUGCCCCCUAUGAGCGGCGCGCCAUGGAGCUGCUCAAGGUCUCUAAGGACAAGAGGGCCCUGAAAUUCAUCAAGAAAAGGGUGGGGACGCACAUUCGCGCCAAGGUGGGGACACACAUUCGCGCCAAGAGGAAGAGAGAGGAGCUGAGCAAUGUCCUUGCAGCCAUGAGGAAGGCAGCAGCCAAGAAGGACUGAGCCCCAGCCCCUCCCUGUCUGUAAUAAAACCUGUUCAGAAAAAAAAAA